AUGGAAUCUUUACAUGAAUAUCUGGAUCAGAAAAUCAAAGUCAAAGAGGAAUCCAUGCAAGAGAGUCACGAAUACAAAACUAGUGCUAUUGCCUGGAUAAAUCUUGUAGCCGUUGUGUUUGUCAAUAUAUCUUGUGCCUUGACGUGGAUGACCGUCUCUAGUUCACCAGACGUUUCAGCGAUAUGGAUGGAAGCAAGUCUAUCACAAGUCAACUGGCUUUCCAACGUCUCGGCCAUCAUAAAUUCACUUUUGUCUUUGACAACGGCCUGGGCAUAUGAAAUGUUUGGUCUAAAGAAAGUGAUAAUUGUAGCUAGUAUAGUUAAUACCUUGGGUUGCUGGAUUCGAUGUCUUGCUAUCGUCGUUUCUCCUGACAAACGAUACUAUCUAGUUAUGCUUGGUCAGAGUAUCGGUGCUAUAGGAGGUCCAUUUGUUUUCAGUAUUGCAACAAAGUUUGUUGCUGUUUGGUUUGCGGCAAAGGAUCGAGGAGUUGCUAAUGCAGUUUUGGGCAAGUACAAUAAAGCUUUAAUAUUUGUGAAUCUUGGGAUGAUGAUUUCGCCCUUGAUUAUGCCUGAACUAGCUGACACGCCUGAAAAUACCCCGCGAAUGCUUAUUGCUGUUGCCGGGAUUGCGACAAUUACCUCGAUUCCUCCAUUUUUCUUGCCUGGAAAACCAAAAGUACAGCCAUCGCCAAGUGCAUCAGAGGUUCGGAUGCCCUUUAAACAGGGGAUUUCUCUCCUCUUGAAGAACCGUAACUUUUGGCUGUCGACCUUUCUCUGUUCGACAAAUAUCGGCAUGUCUUAUUCAGUUUCUGUGUUGGUUAUGCAGGCAAUCAUGCCAUACAAUUACAGUGCACAGGAGUCUGGUAUUUGUGCUGCUGUGAUUGUUCUUGGAGGGUUUUUUGGUGGAAUAAUGACAGGUUAUUGGGUUGGGCGCACUGGCCAAUAUCUUAUGUUGCUCAAGAUGUUUGCGCCAAUGUCAGCCGUAUCCUACAUUAUGCUUAUUUUUCAAAUUGUUCCCAAUGGAUUUGGUGUUAUUGUCAGUGCAUGUCUAUUGAUCGGAUUCUUUUCCUAUGCUGUAUUUCCAGUCUAUCUAGAGUUUGCUAGCGAAAUUACAUAUCCUGUUCCUGAAUCCUUGAGUUCAAGUCUCACCUGGGCUUUGUGUACAACCUUUAUGCUGAUAUUCUCUGUCGUGAUUGACGCCUUGCGAGAAGGUCCUGAUGCAAAUCCUCCGUACAAUAUGCACAAGGCUACAGUUGUGAUGGCCGUAAUUAUGUGUGUGACCACAAUUCCUGUGUUUUGGCUUAAAGGAGAUUUGAAUCGAUUGAAAUUGGAUAAAAAGGAGCACACAGAGGAAUCUAACCAAAACGUACUAAGCAAUCCUGAAGAAGAAGAAGAAGAAGAAGAAGAAGAAGAAGAAGAAGAAAACCCUUCGUUUGACGCUUACGAACAGAUUGAAAUUAGCACUAGCCACGAUGAACAACAUAGUGUCUAG
This is a messenger RNA of Phycomyces blakesleeanus NRRL 1555(-), 1491 nucleotides long. RefSeq lists its product as hypothetical. Gene Ontology annotation, molecular function: transmembrane transporter activity. Gene Ontology annotation, biological process: transmembrane transport. The record is from RefSeq and is a predicted model, not a curated record. The transcript is spliced from 10 exons. The coding region runs from base 1 to 1491 and encodes 496 amino acids. Lineage: Eukaryota; Fungi; Mucoromycota; Mucoromycetes; Mucorales; Phycomycetaceae. Gene Ontology annotation, cellular component: membrane.